Messenger RNA from Boleophthalmus pectinirostris (great blue-spotted mudskipper), 102 nucleotides. RefSeq lists its product as uncharacterized. The annotation marks the transcript as partial. NCBI's taxonomy places the organism in Eukaryota, Metazoa, Chordata, Actinopteri, Gobiiformes, Gobiidae. The record is from RefSeq and is a predicted model, not a curated record. The transcript has 2 exons.
GAGAGAGAGAGAGAGAAAGAAAGAAAGAAAGAAAGAGAGAAAGAGAGAGAGAGAGAGAGAAAGAGAAAAGAGGAAGAAAAGGGGUUGGAGGAGAGAGAGAGA